Molecule: messenger RNA, 495 nt
Organism: Acanthoscelides obtectus
Lineage: Eukaryota; Metazoa; Arthropoda; Insecta; Coleoptera; Chrysomelidae
Source: the annotation of a GenBank genome assembly
AUGAAUUUUACUGUUCCUCACUUGUUUCACGAUCUAUAUUCUAUUCCUCUACUUCUUCUGUAGUGCCAUCAGCAAUCGAGCCUGUCAGGAUCACUUCACAGUGCUGGUUAUCCUGCAAAUGUAGGGGAAGGCGGGGCAAAGCCGGGUGACGCCACCGGAUAUGGAAAUAAGGCUACUACCCGGUUUUGCCUCGCUACCCGGUUUUGCCCCGCCUUCCCCUAUGUACCUUGCAAGUAUUCAUCCAAACUUGAUCAUCGUAUAAUUCUUAUCGAACCAACCUGUUAUGGAAUAGAGAUCAUGGAAGCUCUCAAGCAAAUGCUUAUAGGAAACCACCCUUGUUCCUUGAAAUUGAAAUAUACAAUAUACCAGCUAUCUCAGAAUAACAUCAUCAAUCAAGACAAGACCCUAAAAAGUGUCCUAAAAAGAGUCCCGGAAAUAAGUUUUGAACAAUACAACAAAAUUUUGAUAGCAACCAUCUAUUGGAACCUCACUUAA